Mauremys reevesii (Reeves's turtle) is the source of this 1664-nucleotide messenger RNA. It is a transcript of the gene SNRNP48, whose product is annotated as small nuclear ribonucleoprotein U11/U12 subunit 48. Gene Ontology annotation, cellular component: U12-type spliceosomal complex; nucleoplasm; cytosol. The transcript is spliced from 9 exons. The record is from RefSeq and is a predicted model, not a curated record. Bases 593 to 1372 code for a protein of 259 amino acids. Lineage: Eukaryota; Metazoa; Chordata; Testudines; Geoemydidae.
GCAGCCUGGGCUGAGCCGCCCUGACCCGCCAGUAGGGGCCGCCCGCGCUGAGCCUCCCUCUGCAGCAGCGGCCCGCGGCUGCUCUAUGGGCCCGUGGGGCCGGGCGAGGCCCCUCUGGGGCUGCCCAAGGAGCUGCCUGUUCACACGUGACCAUUGGAUGGCACGAGACCCCGCUCCGUUAACACCCUUUAAACCGUUUCAUGUAUGGACACUUGCGCGCUGUGCGGCGGGGCUCCCCGGGCCUGUGACGUGUCACUCAAACCACGAGGGGCUGAACCCUGCGCCGGGCUCCGCGCUGGCAGCCUCGCCUCCUUCGCGACCGACCGCGGGGGCGCAGGCAACAGUGCUGCCCUCACUAAAAAUGGCGGCCACGCCCAUUACUUACAAUAACAGUGAAGCCAGAUCACCCCGCGGAGGAGAGAGCCGUUUGCCCCUACGAUGCCAAUCACCAGAUGCCCAGAGCCUCCCUGGCUAAGCACAUGGUGGCCUGCCGGCUGAGGAGGCUGCAGUACUCCAGAGAGGAGCAGGUAGCCACUUUCAGCUCUGGGCGGACUGGUUGGUUUUUUCCAGGGCCAGGAAUCCCUUGGCUGAAAUGUAUGACUCUACAUUUUACUAUGAGAAAGCAAAGAUACCCACCAUUACUAUUGAUAAGGAUCUACAAUUUCAGAUUAUUAAACAAGCUAAAGCUUUAAGUGCAAAAGAAGGUGGAGGCUCCAGUGAAGCUUUAGGUGCCUAUUCUUCACUGCCUGUUGAAGUUCCCCAAAACCACAAACGCUUCAUCUGUGACCUGACUCAAGCUGAUCGUCUUGCAAUCUAUGAUUAUGUCCUGGAAGAGACGAAGAAACAGAUGUCCAGAUCCCAGGCCACUGAAAACGACAGUGAUCUCUUUGUAGAUUUGGCUGCUAAAGUCACCCAAGACGAUGGUCAAAAAGGUCCAAAGUCUCAUCUUGAAAUCCUGGCAGAAAUGCGGGACUAUAAAAGACGGAGGCAGUCGUACAGAGCUAAGAAUGUUCAUAUAACAAAGAAAUCUUACACUGAGGUAAUUAGAGAUGUGAUUGGUGUGCACAUGGAAGAACUCAGCAGCCACUGGCAGGAGGAAGGUAAACCAGACAAUGCAGACACGUGUGAAGGAGGAAAAUCUUCCAUUUCAGCAAAGUCUUCAGGAAGAAAUGAAGAGAGACGGUCAGCAUCAGUGGACUCUCGACAGUCUUGUGGAAGCUCUAAGGAUGUUGAUCGAUCUAGACACAGGAGAGAUCCCAGCAGAAGUCCAGACAAACAGAAAAGAAGUAGAGAAAGAGGCAAAGACAGGGAUUCCAGGAGAAAAAGAGAGAGGGCUGAAGACAAGUAUCACAACCACAAAAGAAGAAAAUAGAAAAAGGACUGUAAAGAAGAUGUCAGCUGUUAGUUAAGGAAAUAGACUUAAACUGGAUCAUUCAGAGCUGUGAAUAUCAGCAGCAUGCUGAUGGCGAUAGCAUUGUGUAUUGAACGCUGUACCCAGAGCUGGGAGGCUGCCAAUGACAUCUUUCCCUCAUCCUGACAACCGUACCAUGGUCUCGUGUCUCAGAUGGUUUUUAUCUCUACAUUAGAAGGUGACGUGUAAUUUGUUGUAUUGCCUUUGACUGAUAAAUGACAAUGUAAUAAAUUAUAUUUUUCAUGCAGCCCAA